Messenger RNA from Pseudophryne corroboree (corroboree frog), 1712 nucleotides. RefSeq names its product protein kinase C delta type-like. The transcript has 10 exons. Bases 48 to 1520 code for a protein of 490 amino acids. Lineage: Eukaryota; Metazoa; Chordata; Amphibia; Anura; Myobatrachidae. Gene Ontology annotation, molecular function: protein serine/threonine kinase activity; ATP binding. The record is from RefSeq and is a predicted model, not a curated record. Gene Ontology annotation, biological process: intracellular signal transduction; peptidyl-serine phosphorylation.
CAUUUAAUCUAGUGCUAAUUUCACACAUGCCCCCCCAUUGAUGUUACAUGCACACAGACACCGACAGCAUACAGCAUGUCUGUAGUAUAGGUAUAUGGGCAGCUGUCGUCAUGGCAACCCAGCCGUUUACUGUCAAGGCACUGGUGACAGUUGGACCAGAGAUAAAGCCGGCGGCCAUGUUGAAGAAGUCAGAGAUGCCGAAGCCAGAGAUGCCGAAGCCAGAGAUGCCAAAGCCAGAGAUGCCAAAGCCAGAGAUGAAGAAGACAGAGAGACCAAAGUCAGAGAUGCCGAAGCCAACAAUUAAAAAGAGAGCGAUGAAGAAGACAAUUUAUUCCAACACCUUUGAGGCGGCAGAUUUAAACAUCAAGCCCAGAUGUGGCUGGAAGAGGAGAAUACUAUCUGACUCCUCUGAUGAUGAGAAGGUCUCCAUCAAGAGAAAGGUUGCUAGAAAGUUGUCAUCAAGCUCAGAUGAGACCAGUGAUGAGAGGACGCAAAGUAGAGGCCCUCAGGGAGAUGCAGAAGGAGGGAAAACCAGCAGUGCUUCAACCCCCUGCCUCAGAGAUGCAGUCUCUAGCACCAUCCAGAGACUGGAGUUUUACCAUCAGUUAGGCCAAGGUGCCUUUGGGAAGGUCCUGCUGGCAGCCGACUCACAUACCAACGAGUUGUUAGCUGUAAAGAUCAUGAGCAAACGACAUCUGCUAAGUGUGGGCGAAAAAGUUGCCUUUGUGGAAAGGAAAGUGCUAGAACUUGCAUCAGAAAGCACCUUCCUCAUUCACGGCCACUUCGCCCACCAGACCAAGGAGCACGUGCUCCUUGGUAUGGAGUAUGCAAGUGGUGGUGACUUGGAACAUCUUCUGAUGAGGAAUGGGCCUCUUACCAUCUCUAAUGCAAGAUUCUACAGUGCAGAGAUUGUAUGUGGGCUCCAAUUCCUGCAUUCCAAGGGCAUUGCCCAUGGCGACCUCAAGCCAGAUAACAUCUUAGUGGCUGCAACAGGCCACCUCAAGAUCGCCGACUUCGGUCUCGCAAGUAACAUCACACCUAGAAACUGGAGUGCCACUGGCUGUGCUGGAAGAUGUGGCGACAUCACUCCUGAGGUACGUUUUCGCGAAGAGAGAGCUAUCGGUCAUGAUUGGUUUUGCUUUGGCAUCAUUCUCAGCAAAAUGGUCAAUGGAAGAUCUUUUGGACCAGGCACUGAAGUCAGGAACAUCAUUGACGAGCUCUUCAGUAUCAUGCCAGCCAGACGCCCAGGAGUGAAUGAUAACAUCCGCCUCCAUCGCUUCUUCCGGCAUAUCAACUGGGUCGCCUUGGAAGCCCUUGAGAUGGAGCCACCAUACAUUCCUGCACCACCGACCUUUCCACCCUCUGCCUCCAUAAAUAACCAGCUAGCAAUAAUGGAGGCAGAAGAGGCCAAUAAUCCACCUGUAACAGCCCCCCAGCAGGACCGGUUUGCAGGGUUCUCAUUUACCACCUCCACCUGGAGAACCCCCCCAAAGGCACCGGGCCUACGACCGUCUAGCUGAGGCAGCAGCACUGCUGGAUGCAGGAGUUGGAGUUUCUGCAGAACAUCUGUGAUAAGAAGAUUGAUUACAACUUGGAAGAUUGUUUAUUAUUUUCUUAUUUUUUAUAAGUUUUUAAAUUUAACUUUUUUUAAAUUUGAAUAUUAACAUUUUUUAAAUUUACAUUUUCAAAUUUAGUGGGAGGGUAUUUUAUAA